AUGAAAAGAAAAACGGUUACAAAACACGAGCGGAUGUCAUCUUCUGACGAAGGUUUAUUCGAAAUCGAGAGAUUUAAGAAAUGUUCAAAAACAUUUUUGAUUAAGAAUACUUUAAAUUUUAUAGAUUACACGCUUUUUUUUAACUAUGUUAGAGAUAAAUUAAUUUUAAAGUUAAAAGAAUCAUGUUUACAAUCAUCUAUAAAAUUUAAUUUACAUGUGGAUAGCGUAUACGAAAGAAUACUCACUCAAGAAGUUCGGGACAUAGCUUUCAAAACUUCUAAUACACUUGCAUGUAAUUCAUCCAAUUUCAAUAAAUUACUAAAUGGAAUGUUCAAUAAAUUAUUAUCUGAACAAGACCAGUUUUUAGCGAAAGGAUCUGGGUGGUCCCUUAAAACUAUAGAUGUAUUACAAUUGAGAAUUAAUACAGUGAAUCCUCUCAGAGGAGGAACGUAUCUAGAUCUACCUGAAUAUAUAAAAGAUAAAAGAGCAAUUAUAAAUGUAAAAAAUAACGAUGCUAAAUGUUUUAAAUAUUCAAUACUAUCUAAGUUUGAUAAUCGAUCGAAUAAAACUUAUUUGAAUAAGAAAUAUUUUAAAAUGUUAGAAACAAAAAGUGGUUUAGAUUUUAAAUGUAUUGAUUUUCCAACACCAAUCAGUCAGAUGAAAAAAUUUGAACGUACAAACGAUGUAUCAAUUAAUAUUUAUAGUUUAAAUGAUAAAAAACAUAUUUUUCCUUUGUAUAUUUGUAAUACUGAAAGAAAAAAACAUUUCGAUCUUUUUCUGUUCAAUAAUGAUGAAACAUCACAUUACUGUUAUAUAAAAAAAUUUUCAAGAUUCGUUAGAAGUCAGAAAACUAAAAAUUGUACUAAGCUAAUUAUAUGUAAAAGAUGUUUUACUACUUUUGGGAACAAACCGUGUAAAAGCAAACUUUGGGGUAUGAAAGGAUUGAUUGAACAUCAACAUAAUUGUAGAAAGAACCAAUUAGGGAAACCUAUAAUGUUUGAAGAGGGAGAUGAUGAUUUUAUUUAUUUUAAAAGUUAUAAAAAAACUCAAAGGAUACCAAUUGUUAUUUAUGCAGACUUCGAAUGUAUUUUAACUCCUAAAAAACCUGAUGAAUUCAUUCAGAGUUGUAAAAAAAAAAAAACAUAUAUUACACAUUUACAUGAAAUUAUGAGUUAUGGGUUUUAUGUAAAAGUCGACUAUGAUAUUAUACCAAAAGAGUUAGUAAAACAGUUGAAGAUUCCUAGAAAGGUGGUUAUUUAUAGAGGUGAAAAUGCAGCAAAAAAAUUUAUGGAAAAUAUGAUUGAUAUCGGAAAUAAUAUCAAAACAAUUUACGAAACUGCUACACCAAUGGGUAAAUUAACUGAAAAAGAAGAAAAACGUUUUCAAAGAAUUAAAAGAUGUGAAAAAUGUUCAAAACAUUUUAAAAAAAAUAAUUUAAUUAAAGUUCGAGAUCACUGUCAUUUUACUGGUAAAUAUAGACAAUGUCUUUGUCUCGAAUGUAAUUUUCAAAUAACUAAUCCAUCAUUCAUUCCAAUUUUCUUUCAUAAUUUAUCGUACGAUAGCCAUUUCAUAAUUCGAGAGCUCGGUUGCGAUGAUCAAAAUAUUCACGUUAUUCCUAAUUCAUCAGAAAAAUAUAUAUCCUUCAGCAAGGAAAUCGCACCUAAAUUUAGUAUAAAAUUUGUUGAUACAUUCCGUUUUAUGAGCGAGUCAUUAAGUAAACUUGCGGAAAAUUUAUCUGAAGAUAAGUCGAGAUUUAGAGAAACUCUUAAAAUAUUUUCUGCGGAAGCACUAGAUUUAGUUACACGAAAAGGAGUCUUCCCUUAUGAAUAUGUCGAUAAUUGGAGUAAAUUAGAUGAUACUUUUCUACCAUCAAAGCUAGAAUUUUAUAACUCUUUAACAGACGAGAAAAUUAGUGAUGAAGAUUAUAUACAUGCUAAAAAUGUAUGGCAUACAUUUGAUAUAAAGACUUUAGGUGAAUAUAGCGAUCUUUAUUUAAAAACUGAUGUUAGCAUACUAGCCGAUGUGUUCGAAAAUUUUAGAGACUUAUGUUUAUCUACGCUCGAACUAGAUCCUGCUCAUUAUAUGACUGCUCCCGGGUUUGCUUUUGACUGUAUGCUGAAGUAUACCAAGGUCAAAUUAUCAAGGUUAAAGGAGUAUAACAUGUUGCUUUUCUUCGAAAAAUCGAUUAGAGGCGGGAUAUGCCAAUCAACCAAAAGAUAUGUUAAGGCAAACAUACCAAAUAUCGAAGGAUUGGACUAUAAUGCAAAUGAACCGAUCACAUGGAUUACAUAUCUCGAUUGUGUGAAUUUGUAUGGGAAGUCUAUGUUAACAGAAUUACCUUUUAAAGAUUUUGAAUGGGUUGACGAUCUCAACAUAGAUGUAACUAAAAUCGCUGAUGAUUCAGAAGUCGGAUAUAUAUUAGAAGUUGAUAUUGAGUAUCCUAAACAUCUACAUAAAUAUCAUAAUGAUUUCCCAUUUUUACCGUUUAACGAAUGUCCACCAAAUUCGAAAGUUGAGAAAUUGUUAACUACUUUAUCACCGAAAAAAAACUAUAUUGUACAUUACAAAAAUUUAAAACAAGCAAUUUCUCACGGUCUUAAAGUAGUAAAAAUUCAUCGAGCUAUCCGUUUUUCCCAAAGUAAAUGGAUGGCAUCAUACAUAAAAUUAUGUACAUCUAUGAGAGUACAAGCUAAAAACGAGUUUGAGAAGGAUUUCUGGAAGUUGCUAAUUAAUAGCGUUUUUGGUAAAUGUAUGGAGAAUGUUCGAGCAAGAACUUCUAUAAAACUGGUUUCUUCAGAACAAAAAGCAAGGAAAUUAAUGGCGAAAACUAGUUUUAAAGACAGAACUAUAUAUUCUAAGAAUCUCAUGGCCAUUCAUCAGCAUAAGGAAACAAUUAAAUUCGACAAGGCAAUUUAUGUAGGAUUUGCAAUUUUAGACGUUUCGAAAACAUUUAUGUAUGACUUCCAUUAUAAUGUAAUGAAGAAAAGGUAUGGUACUAAAAUUAGUUCUUUAUAUUCGGAUACUGAUUCCCUGAUAUAUGCUAUCCAAACAACAAAUUUUUUUGACGAUUUAAAAAAUAGUUUAUUACCAUAUUUUGACACAUCUAAUUAUCCUAAAGACCAUUGUUGUUUUAGUGAAAUUCAUAAAAAUCAACCAGGGUUCUUUAAAGAUGAAAUGAAAGGAAUUAUAAUUAAAGAAUUCGUUUCAUUAAGACCGAAAUUAUAUGCUUAUAAAACUAUAGAUGGCGCUGAGAAAAAAAAAGCAAAAGGCGUAAAUUAA
This is a messenger RNA of Metopolophium dirhodum (rose-grain aphid), 3279 nucleotides long. RefSeq lists its product as uncharacterized. The coding region runs from base 1 to 3279 and encodes 1092 amino acids. NCBI's taxonomy places the organism in Eukaryota, Metazoa, Arthropoda, Insecta, Hemiptera, Aphididae. Gene Ontology annotation, molecular function: nucleic acid binding. The record is from RefSeq and is a predicted model, not a curated record. The transcript is spliced from 2 exons.